CAAAGUACAUCGACUCAUCAGGGAGACACCUAUCAGGCAAAUGUUCUUGAAGAUUUGAAAUACCUAUUUUUUUCUAAGGCCAGGUGGUGUGAAUGAGGCAGGUGAAGAUGAUCCGACACCUGGUGAUUUUUCAAUUUCUUAUUCAGAUACAGGCAUUAGUAAAUGGACAGCCCAAUGGACCCCUUAUGGACAGAGUGAUCAGAACCCUUGAAGGUCCAGCAACAACUCUAUUUCAGUUUGACGCAACCAACCCCAACUCAGUUUCGUUUGCUUUAGAAGGAGAAGUAGAAGGUAUUUUUGAAAUUCUAAAUCAAGGAUUACUCCGUUCUACAAAACCCCUUGACCGUGAAACCAAAGCAUUGUACAAACUAAAGGUUAAAACACUAAAUGCCGCAGGACAUCUCGUUGAAGGGCCAUUCUCUGUUGAUAUUAUUGUUGAGGAUAUCAAUGACAAUCUGCCAGCAUUCAACCAGACUGAAUAUUCUGGUGAAAUCCGGGAACAAUCAAGGCCAGGAAAACAAAUUGUCACGGUUUAUGCCACGGAUGCUGAUGACCCUGAGACGCCGAAUGGGCAGCUAGUUUAUAAAAUCACGCACCAGAUACCAGACCCAUAUAAAGUCAUGCUUUUCCAGAUUAACAACAAGACUGGGACAAUCUCCACCACACUAAACGGAAGCGUGCUCUUGAAAAAAGAAACCCAUGAUCAGUAUGAGCUGCUUGUUAUUGCGAGUGAUGUAUCGUUUAGUGACAAUGUUAAGGUGAUAAUUAAAGUGACUGAGAAUAUCUGGAAGACCCCAAAACCUGUUACUAUUGUGGAAAAUUCCACAGAGCCUCAUCCUAUGAAAAUUACCCAGGUCCAAUGGAAUGAUGACAGCGCCAUUUAUGAACUACAACAAAGAGAAAGGUAUCCGAAAUUCCCAUUUUCCAUUGAUAAAGAUGGAAAUAUUAAUGUGACUGAGCCACUGGACAGAGAGGAAAGAGCUCAGUAUAUAUUUUAUGCUGCUGCAUUGAAUGAAAAUCGCGUUCGUUUGGCUCUACCUGUUGAAAUCGAGGUCAAUGUUGAGGAUAUUAAUGACAAUCCUCCAGUAUGCCCAAGUCAUGUGACUAAUUUUGAAGUUCAGGAAAAUGAAGGACUUGGGGAAUCAAUUGGAACUUUGACCGCCACAGAUAUAGAUGAAGAAUCUUCUCGGAAUUCUCUGUUACGUUACCGUCUCGUGUCCCAAUAUCCUAAAAUACCUGAAGAUGGAAUGUUUCGCUUGGAUCAAUACACUGGAGUUUUUCAAAUAAUUAAAAAUGGACUGAAUAUUAAUGACGUUGAUCUAUAUGUACUGCGUGUGAAUGUGUCUGAUGAAGGUGUAAAUCCUAGUGCUCUCAGUACACUUUGUGAAGUCCAUAUAAAAGUAAUUGAUAUCAAUGACCAAAUUCCCAUAUUUGAAAAAUCAGAUUACGGCAACCUGACUCUUUCUGAAGAUACACCGAUGCAAGCUAGAGUAUUUGAAAUACAGGCCUUUGAUGGUGACCAGCCAUUCACUGGGAGUUCUGAAAUCAUUUACGUUAUAGCCGAAGGGGACCCACUGAAAACAUUUGCAAUUGACACUGAUAAAAAAACAAAUAUAGGAUCGCUUAAAAUAGUACAUCCCCUCGAUUAUGAGUCCAAAGCAGAGUAUAAUCUUGUGAUCCACGCCAUCAACCCAGAGCCAUUGUUUUCAGGAGUCUCAUACAAUGACAGCUCCAUUACUCGCCUAAAAAUCAUUGUUACAAAUAUCGAUGAAAGUCCUUAUUUUGAAGAAACCAUAUACCAAACACAGAUAAAAGAGGAUGUCCCUUUUGGAACACUGUUGACUAAGAUAGUGGCCAUUGAUCCUGAAGGUGAUGACGUAAUUUACGUAUUGAACGGAGACAGAAGGAAGUGGUUAUGGAUAAACGAAACGACGGGAGAAAUCUAUACUAAUGCUAUACUGGACCGGGAAACAGAACCUCAUUACUAUGUGGAAGUAACAGCUAAGGAGAGAAGAAACCCAUCAAUGAAGUCGUCUGUAUCUUUUCAAUUGUUCCUGGAUGACGUGAACGACAAUGCACCAAAACUUGCGAACGGUUACGCUGGAGCUGUGUUCUGCCAUCCACUGAGCAAUAAAGAGUCUGUGUUUGUAGAGGCUGUUGAUGCAGAUACGAGUCCAAAUAGCCGUAGAUUUCGAUUUACUCUUGGUGUGGGUGAAAACAUAACCAGAGACUGGACAUUAUCAUUUAUUAAUGGUUCCCAUACUAAGCUUAACAUGAAACACCAUGAUUUUCCAACUGGCAUUAUACGAGUUCCAAUAAUUGUUAAUGACAAUGGAAAACCUCCCUUAGAAUCAACAGUCUAUGCCUCAGUGACAAUUUGCACCUGCUCAUCUGAUAACAAGUGCUCAUCACCUCCACUGGAUGACUUCGGUAGGCCAUCUGUCGGAAUGGCUCUCGGAAUUUUAUUUGGAGUUCUGGCAGUUAUAGGUAUUAUUGUUGCAGCUGUGUUUAUCUCAAUAAACAAGAAAAAGAAGAACACGCCCAAGAAAGUUGAUAAAGUUGAUGCAACCAGUCCUACGGAAACCAUCACUCUGGCGUCUUAACGCCAGGGGUUGUGAUAUCAAUGUAAAAGGAAACUAGGAUAAGAAACUAAAACGAGAAUGGUUUUGGUAAUAAUCAAAGGUUUAUACAAGAUUUUUUGUGUAUAUUUUUAUGUCAUUUAGAGACAACUAAUGUAAUUAAUGAGGCCCAUCUAAAAACAAACAUAUAGUGCAAGUCUGAGUUUUUGGAGACUUCUCACUAGAAAAAAAAAGCCCACGUAGACUUUAUAUUGCUCAUUUCAUUGCUAGUGUCUGUAUAGUGCCUGUUAAAGGGCAUUGUUUGUGCCAGAAGACAUUGAGUACAUUUAUUUUGAUAAUUUCAUACUUGAAGGCACCAUUUGCCACCUGGAGGUCCAUGAGAUGAAAGUGUUUCCUGUAGUCUUCUGUAUAGUCUCUAAGGACCUUGGAAGCAAUAAUUAGAUGUUCUAUCAGUUCAUUGUGAGAAAUCUUGGCAGCUUAUACUAUACAUCAUACAAUAAAAUCAACUCUCAAAAUUCUCA
Pelobates fuscus (common spadefoot toad) is the source of this 3100-nucleotide messenger RNA. RefSeq names its product cadherin 17 (gene CDH17). Gene Ontology annotation, molecular function: cadherin binding; calcium ion binding. NCBI's taxonomy places the organism in Eukaryota, Metazoa, Chordata, Amphibia, Anura, Pelobatidae. Gene Ontology annotation, biological process: cell-cell adhesion mediated by cadherin; calcium-dependent cell-cell adhesion; adherens junction organization. Gene Ontology annotation, cellular component: adherens junction; catenin complex; plasma membrane. The record is from RefSeq and is a predicted model, not a curated record. Bases 93 to 2603 code for a protein of 836 amino acids. The transcript is spliced from 18 exons.